Spirodela intermedia is the source of this 1808-nucleotide messenger RNA. Lineage: Eukaryota; Viridiplantae; Streptophyta; Magnoliopsida; Alismatales; Araceae. The record is from the annotation of a GenBank genome assembly.
AUGAUGAAGGAGAGAUUCGCAAAGCUUCUCCUUGGCGAGGACAUGUCCGGGGGCGGAAAGGGGGUCUCGUCCGCUCUGGCGCUGUCAAACGCCAUCACCAAUCUUGCUGGUUCGUCGAGUUCGGCAUCCAUAUUUUAUACAGUUCCUUCUCAUCUAAUCGUGCAUAUAUAUAUACCUUUCGGUGGCCUCCAGUCCAUUGAUUCCCUUUGCUCCAGCUUCCAUUUUUGGAGAGCAAUGGCGACUGGAGCCCAUGUCCUCUGAGAGAAAAGCUCGUUGGAGGAAAGAAAUCGAUUGGCUCCUGUCCGUCACAGAUCACAUCGUGGAGUUUGUCCCUUCUCAGCAGAAAUCCAAAGACGGCAUAAACAUGGAGGUAGACCAGAUAAUCUCCUCUCUAUGCACAACCGAGGCCUGUUUUUCGGUGUCUUGUAAUGUCUUCUUCUUCUUAUUCUCUGCAGAUUAUGGUGACCCGUCAGAGAACAGACCUGCACAUGAACAUCCCCGCAUUACGAAAGCUUGAUGCGAUGCUCAUUGUAAGAUCUGUUACAGUCUCGUAAUCUUAUUGGAGAUGGAUGAAUGGAUGGAUGGAUGUAUGCUAGAAUAAUUAACAUGGAUAAUGCCGCAGGAUUACCUUGACAAUUUCAAAGACCAGAAUGAGUUCUGGUAUGUGACCAAGGACGAAGAAGACGGUGAGGAAGGCCCUCGGCGGAAGGACGACAAGUGGUGGCUUCCCAGAGUCAAGGUCCCCGCGAAUGGACUCUCGGAGGUCUCCCGGAAAUGGCUGCAGUUCCAGAAGGAGUCCGUCAACCAGGUGCUGAAGGCAGCCAUGGCCAUCAAUGCUCAGAUCCUAUCCGAGAUGGAGAUCCCUGAAGCUUACGUAGAGUCCUUGCCCAAGGUUGCCGGAAACCCUAAGAUUUAUCUGAUCUCUAACGAGUUAAACCCAGCCCUGACCUGCUCUGGUGUCAACAGAACGGGAGGGCGAGCCUCGGAGACUCCAUCUAUCGCGGUAUCACGUUGGACUCCUUCGACCCUGAGCAGUUCUUCUCGACGGUGGACAUGUCAACGGAGCACCUUGUACUGGAUCUCAAGAACCGCAUCGAGGCCUCCAUCGUGAUCUGGAAGAGGAAGAUGACCAACAAGGACGGCAGGUCCUCAUGGGGCUCGGCCGUCAGCCUGGAGAGAAGGGAACUGUUCGAGGAAAGGGCGCAGACGAUACUCCUCAUGCUCAAGCAUAGAUUCCCCGGGAUACCUCAAUCUGCCCUGGACAUCAGCAAGAUCCAGUACAAUAUGGUAAGCAUCUUGAAGCGUCCAGUUGAAAAACUCUCCCCGCUUAGCUCCUCUGGAACUUAACCAGAGAUCUCUCUCUUUCUAUGCAGGACGUUGGGCAGGCCGUCCUGGAGAGCUACUCGAGGAUCUUAGAAAGCUUAGCCUUCACCGUCAUGUCGCGGAUCGAAGACGUUCUCUACGCGGACUCACUCACCCAGGACCCGUCCCCGGGGGAUGCCAAGGGGCGGACGUCGUCGUUGGCGGCGGAACCCGUGAAGCUCCUCACCGCCGCCGAAGAGGAGGCGAAGAGGACAAGUUGGGCAGAGCCCCCGACGUCGAUGACGCUGUCCGACUUCAUGGGCUGGCACCUGGAACAAGAGACGGAGGGAGAGAAGAAGCAUCCCGAUGGGAAGCAGGAGACGACCAACUCCCUUGACAAGGCACCCCUGGCCAAACCCGCCGACAUUGUGACCACCAAGAGGUUUUCCUACAUAGAGAAGCUUGAGAACCUUGGGGGAUUGAGGAGCCCGACGGCGCGGCACUGA